Molecule: messenger RNA, 438 nt
Organism: Thlaspi arvense
Lineage: Eukaryota; Viridiplantae; Streptophyta; Magnoliopsida; Brassicales; Brassicaceae
Source: the annotation of a GenBank genome assembly
AUGAGAAGAAAAAUGAAGCAGAGGUCUUCUUUCCCGUCGACGCUAAGUGCUCUAGACGGAUCUCGGCGGUUAAUCCGUCAAAAUCAAAAUGUCCUGAAGCAACCACGUACAUAUUAUGUCAAGGAGGAUAAUGGAAACUGUAGCGAUUCUGAAAUCCGAGAGUGCCUCCACGAAAGUUAUAGAGACGACAUACACGUCCUUGCGACGGAAGAGAACGGGUUCAUCUUUCUGAAGAAUUUUGUUACCGCCACAGACAUCUAGUUCUGCGAAAAUCCUAAUUUCACAAGCUAUUUUUAUGAAUUUAUCUUUGAACAAUUCCCAAUAGUUUAUAAUGGUAUCCCAUGUUGUUUGGUACCGUUAGGAAGAAAUGAAAAUAAAGUUGCUUAGUAUAAUUAAAUUUCAAUGUGACACCGCCAUAACAUGCAAUUAUAUAAUAAU